Messenger RNA from Cricetulus griseus (Chinese hamster), 2036 nucleotides. The record is from RefSeq and is a predicted model, not a curated record. Lineage: Eukaryota; Metazoa; Chordata; Mammalia; Rodentia; Cricetidae.
GGUUUCUCUGUGUAGCUUUGGAGCCUGCCCUGGCACUUCGCUCUGUUGACCAGGCUGGCCUUGAACUCACAGAGACCCACCUGCCUCUGCCUCCUGAGUGCUGGGAUUAAAGGCGUGCGCCAGCAACCCCAGUUGGUCAAAAUGGCAGGUGAAGAAAUGAAUGAAGACUAUCCUGUAGAGAUUCAUGAAUCUUUAUCAGCCCUAGAGAGCUCCCUGGGUGCUGUGGAUGACAUGCUGAAGACCAUGAUGUCUGUUUCUAGAAAUGAGUUGUUGCAGAAGUUGGACCCACUGGAGCAAGCAAAGGUGGAUUUAGUUUCUGCAUACACAUUGAAUUCAAUGUUUUGGGUUUAUUUGGCAACUCAAGGAGUUAAUCCUAAGGAGCAUCCAGUGAAGCAAGAAUUGGAAAGAAUCAGAGUCUACAUGAACAGAGUCAAAGAAAUAACAGACAAGAAAAAGGCUGCCAAGCUGGACAGAGGCGCUGCCUCAAGAUUUGUCAAAAAUGCGCUCUGGGAACCCAAACAGAAAAACACACCAAAUGUUGCUAAUAAAGGAAAAAGUAAACAUUAAUCUUCUGGUUCUGAUGUACAUGUUUUCAAAAAGUACAUCGUUUUUAUCAUUUUACAAAAUAGGUAGUUGUGUGGCAAUGCAAGUUUUUAAUGGAUUCCUUUUUGAAUUCAUGUAUAAAUUUACACAUUAAAUUUGUGAUACUGAAUCUUUUUUUUUUUUUUUGCUGAGAAAGAUUAAGUUGUCUUCAUUGAUUUUUCAUAUAAAGCAUCAUGAUGUUUUAAAUAUUGUAAGGUAUUCUAUAAGCAAUUGUGAAAUCCAAAUGUUCUUUGUAAACAUUUGUAGUACUUUAAAUGAAUAAUGAUAUUAUGAAGUGUGUUGUCUGUAGACUGGAGUUAUAAGGACAUCUGUUUUUACUAAUGACGAUAAAUGUGUUGACUUAAAUACCCACUUUGUUUCUCUGUUUAGUUAGUUCAACAUGUUUCUGUGAUUUUUGGAGUAAUUGCUAUCUUGAUAUUCAAAGUGCAAAAUUGAAACCUUAAGGCUGUACUUUAAUUCUUCAUGUUCCAUUUAAAAUAAAAUAUUCUCAUUACCACUGAUGGGAAGUAGGGUUAUAUGUCUUGGCUGGCUUUGGCUAGAUUCCCUCCUUCUCAAGAUUGUAGCUGUGUAAUUCACUCGCUUCCUGCUAUCCACAGAGAAGGUGAACAGGUUCUCUAGAUGAGGAAGGCAGGUGUGAGAACCUCAGUUCGGUAGACAGCAUUCAUGAGUCAUGUCCCUCAGUUUUCUAUUCUCACUCUUUUAGAUUUUUUUUUAACUAUAUAUUUCCUAGGCCAUGUGUACUUACCAAUAUUUUGAACCAACUUUCUUUAUUAAAUACUGCCCCUUAGCCACAGGAGGAAUCACAUUGUAUUUACAUUCUGAUUUAUUUUUCCAGAAUAUUAUUUGUUAUGGAGAAUUAUUAAAGCCUUUUGGUGACUGAGCCCCUAUAGCCUUGCUGCUCUCAGCCCCCAUCAUCAUGUAUAAGAAUGCCAAGUAUAGCUAAAUUCUUUAAUUUUUGAGAGUAAGUGUUGUUGAAAUUGUCUGUGAUUAAUUUUUCACAACUAACUUUGAAUAUAUGAAUUUCUUGAUUCAUGGUAGCAGAUUUUGAAAGUAGUUUUAAAUUAUAAUGGGCUUUGUAAGUUGUGUUAAAAUUAUACAUGCAGAAAGUCUUUAGCUCUGGUACCAGAUAUGUUUAAGUAAAAAAACAUUUAUGAACAUUUGUAGUUAUUUCACUCUUUGCCAUUUUAAUUCUCUCAAAUUUCUAGUUAGUUUUAAAGUAACUUCAUUAGAGAUAUAAGUGCUUUAUUAAGAUAAUUACAGAAUGGAUUCUUAUUGCUGUUUGUUGCAAAGAAACUUGUAUCUUGUAUUUCUUUUUUUAAAUUACAUAACAAAUUUUAAUGAAAAUUGUCACAUGAUUGCAGAUAAUUAUUAGCCAGUGUAUUUGUUUCUGAAAGUCCAGCUCUACAUCCCAUUAAAUUGGAGAUCUUUAAAUA